Molecule: messenger RNA, 1841 nt
Organism: Coregonus clupeaformis (lake whitefish)
Lineage: Eukaryota; Metazoa; Chordata; Actinopteri; Salmoniformes; Salmonidae
Product: protein TsetseEP
Exons: 3
Coding region: 251-997 (248 amino acids)
Source: RefSeq, a predicted model, not a curated record
CAUCACGGACUAAACCUCUGUCCAAACUGUCCUCCCCUUCUCUGUCGCGCCUCGCCAAGUCGUGAGAGCGCAAGAAGAUUUCGCCACUCUCUUCUCUCUCUAGCGCGGCUUAAAUUCGCUUUUUAAUUCCACUACCAAGGUCAAUAAGCACAUCCAAACUGGCACUGGUGCUGGGAAAUCAAACAAGGCACAAGGUCGGGGGAAAGUCCAGAACACACACAACCGAAUAGCUGUGACUCAAAGGUGCACCAUGGGAAAUAGGAUCAGCAGGAGACGGGACACCGCACCGGCCGAGCAGAAGGCUGCAGAGGAGGCAAACGCCACGCAGGAAGCUGUGGUGGAGGCAGUAGCCGAGGUGCCAGUGGUGGUUGCAGAGGCGACUGAACCAGUAGUAGAAUCAGUACCAGAGCCAGCAUCGGUACAGGAGGCUGAGCCAGAGACCCCCAAGCAGCCAGAGACAGAGCCCCCAUUGGAGGAGCUGGUGAGCGCCCCACUGGUAGACCUUACAUCAAAUCCAGAACCAGAGCCGGCCCCAGCACCGCCCGCCGAGCCUGAACCCAAGCCCCUGGUGUCAGUCAGCGAACCAGAACCAGAGCCAGUCGUCCCAGUCCAAGAGCCAGUCCUAGAGCCAGAACCAGUCAUCCCAGUCCCAGAGCCAGUCAUAGAACAGGAGGCUGUCCCAGAGCCAAACCUCUCCCAGGAGUUCCUCCCACAGCCAGUCUUUCCAGAGUUCCUCUCCCCCGCCCCUCUUCUGGACCUGGGUGUCACUGAGCUGACCCCUGAGCCCCUCGAUGCUCCCCCCUCCCACAGCCCUGCCCCAGACCUGCCCACAAACCUCCUGGCGGAUGCAGAAUGCUAUGAUGAAAACAUAAAGGCUGCCUGUAAUUCUGUCUCCAUCACGGAAGAGCCUAAAGAAUCCCUGGAGACGCCAGCGAGCAUGGCGCAGCAGCUUCUGUGUGACGUCAUGGGCAGCGAGCUGAGCAAGGCGGACUCUUAAAGCACUUAGACCUGAUGGCCGAUGACAUCAUGGUCAAUGAUGUCAUAGCAGACGACAUUACGGAAGGCGACAGCGAGAUGUCCACUGAGCUGAUGUGGGAUGCUGGAUGGAGAAAAAAAAAAAAAACACGGAGGAAAAAAAAAACAGGACAAUGAUGUUCUGAAAAAGGCAGAAGAAGCAAAAAAACACAACAAAAAAACACAUGUUGAUCUGAGAAGGCUAAAGGGAAAACUAAGCAGCUUCUUAAGGAGACAGUGAAGUAGCACUCAGAUAAUCUUUUGAGACCUGGGGUGUAUUCACUAGGAACCAAACAGAACCAAGCGGACGCAAACGGAAUGAAACUGGGUGGGACCUACCUGAAUUUGUCCAAUAGAAACUAUUUUUUUCUUGCAGAACGCUUUCCGUUUGGAGUAAAUAGUUUCCGUUGCAAAACGUUUCGGACUAAUGAUUAGACCCCAGUUAAUAUGGACAUGCCUUUCUGUGUGGGUGUAGGUUGACUAAAGGGAUGUGUGGUGAUUGGUGGCCAGGGCAGGAGAGUGAGUACCCAUCAUCACCCUCUGAGCCAUAUAGACAUAACACUGCAUAGCAGAACACUUACAGUAACUAUGUAUGACAAGAUGUUUGCCUUUGUGUACGCCUGAUGAAUUGUAACGACGUUUGAAAUCGGCCUAUAUGCUAUGAUGUACACUCAUGCUUGGACUCUCUCACAAUCUUUCCUCUUUAACUCUGUGAAACUGAAGUGACCUUAUUAUAUUUUCUUGAUGGUGAGAAGUGGUUAGGGGGAAUGUAUUCUUAAAGGUGAUGGUCUGGUUGUGAAAAUAAAAUAAGAUUGUUCCACCUUGAA